Molecule: messenger RNA, 2051 nt
Organism: Sinocyclocheilus anshuiensis
Lineage: Eukaryota; Metazoa; Chordata; Actinopteri; Cypriniformes; Cyprinidae
Product: translocating chain-associated membrane protein 1-like 1
Exons: 11
Coding region: 167-1291 (374 amino acids)
Biological process (GO): protein insertion into ER membrane; SRP-dependent cotranslational protein targeting to membrane, translocation
Cellular component (GO): endoplasmic reticulum membrane
Source: RefSeq, a predicted model, not a curated record
GCCAGCUGCGCUGUUCUUGAGGCGCUUCACUGCUUCCGGGUCUCGUCGUUAGCGGGUGUGAGAGCAGCACGGCUUUGAUGACUGACUAGUGUGAAUUUCCCGGAGAUCUGCGUUAGCUGCGAGUCUCUGCACUGAUCAGGUGUUUGUCCCCCGCGAGAGAACAGCGAUGGGCUUCCGAAAGAAGAGCAAGAGUCCUCCCGUGCUGAGCCACGAGUUUGUGAUCCAGAAUCACGCGGAUAUGGUGUCGUGUGUGGCCAUGAUCGUUCUGCUGGGGCUCAUGUUUGAGGUGACGGCAAAAUAUGCGAUCAUGUUCAUCACAGUACAGUAUAAUGUCACACAAACCCUGGAUACGGAUGCAGAGGACAAGCCAGAGCCUUUCAGCUACUACAAAUACGGUCCCAAGGACAUGGCAACGGUCUUCUUUUACCUGCUCAUUGCCAUAAUCCUUCAUGCCCUGAUUCAAGAGUACAUACUCGACAAAAUCAAUCGCCGACUUCAUUUGUCCAAAACAAAGCACAGCAAGUUCAAUGAGUCGGGCCAGCUGGCCACCUUCUACUCGUUCUCCUUCAUUUGGGGCUGCAGCAUCCUCACCAGUGAGGAGUUUGAGACAAAUCCGACUUUUCUUUGGGAAGGUUAUCCUCAUAUCCACAUGGCUUUCCAAGUGAAGUUUUUCUAUAUCUGUCAGAUUGCCUACUGGUUCCAUGCUCUUCCUGAGCUGUAUUUUCAGAAAGUACGAAAGGAGGAUAUUCCACGCCAACUGUACUACAUUUGCCUUUAUAUAUUUCACAUCACUGGUGCCUAUGUCCUCAAUCUCCACCGUCUGGGUCUGGUUCUUCUGGUGCCACAUUAUCUGGUAGAGCUGCUCUUCCACGCCUCGCGACUCUUCUACUUCAGUGAUGAAAACAAGCAGAAAGGGUUCACACUCUGGGCUCUGCUGUUUGUCAUCACACGCCUCCUGACGCUCACCGUUUCUGUCCUGACGUUUGGUUUCGGCCUGUCCCGCACUGAUAAUCAGGGAUUCUCUUUAGCAGAAGGAAACUUUAAUGUGCUGACUGUCAGGAUGACAUGCCUGUCAGCCAUCUGCCUGACCCAGGCCUGGAUGAUGUGGAAAUUCAUCAAUUUCCAGCUGAAGAAGUGGAGAGAACAAUCUCAAAUCCAGGCCAACAAGAAGAAAGCUGUCAGCCCAAAAAGCAGACCCAGCAAGAAGGACUCACGAGGGGGUUCAGUCAAUGGAGUCAUGAAACCAGAUGACAAGACGUCGCCAAGAGCAAGAAAAUCUAAAGCCUCGUAAGAGGACAGAGAGAGCAGCUGCCCGAAAUGUGAUGCUCUGUUUCCACUCUGAAGUUUAGACGAGAAACAGAUUUGAUAACUGCAAAAAGAACCACAGAGACAAACUAAGAACUUUGUUGUAUGGCACGGUUCAGGUUUUAUUGAUCUCCUGUUUUUCUGGUCUGCAUCUUAAAAAUGAACUAUAGAUUUAUAAUCAAUCAUUAUAUCCAUUUGCUCGUGACUUUUAGCCAGACUGAGAGGUUUUCUGAAGGUUGACGUGAAGAGUAGAGGUUGCAUCUUCACUCACUUGUUGAGUUUUGUGGUUUGUUGAGUCCAGGAUCUGCAUGACAGAAAGUCUGUCUUGCUCAGAAGAUGAAGCAUUUAUCCGGCCCUGAACACAACUAAACCCUAUUCAGCACCAUUUCUGCGCUUCUUAUGAAACACACAGUGUGGACAGAAGCUUUUGAGAAGUGUCCUUUGUUAAUUGUUAACCUUUAGCCCCUCGGUCCUGAACGCUACUAUGAAGCUCAGUGAGCAACUCCAGUAUAAAGAGGCUGAGGUGGCGAAGGACUGCAACACAAUGUAGCUUUCAAACGACCUUAGCUGUGUGAUUUUACAUUUUGAUACUGAGAGCAGGCAGAACUGAUUUUAGCGUCCCGUUUGUGUGUGAAUGUCACUUGAGGAGAAUCAUUUUAUAAUUGUUUGUAGCGUCUAUGUUUGAGAUGUUUGUGAGAGCGCCCCCUGCAGGCUUGGAUGAUGCUGACAACUAGUUUGAGGGUGUG